Molecule: messenger RNA, 843 nt
Organism: Medicago truncatula (barrel medic)
Lineage: Eukaryota; Viridiplantae; Streptophyta; Magnoliopsida; Fabales; Fabaceae
Exons: 6
Coding region: 1-843 (280 amino acids)
Biological process (GO): negative regulation of transcription elongation by RNA polymerase II
Molecular function (GO): histone reader activity
Source: RefSeq, a predicted model, not a curated record
AUGUCAUAUGAACAAAGAGAUGAAGAGAUGGGGAAGUGUAGAGAUGCACAUCAGCAAAGAGAUGAAGAUGCUAACGUAGGGGUACGGAAUCAAGUUGACACACUAUCACAUCACUUGAGUUUGACAAGAAAAUCAUCAGAAAUGUUUGUUGUGGAGAAUCUUCUUCAGUUUCCAGAUUCUGUUACAAGCAGUAUUAGAGCAAAGAGAGGCUUUGCAAGACAUCCUAGAAGCCUUGCCAAGAGGGUGAGAAGAACUCGGAUAAAUGAACGAAUGAGAAAAUUGCAAGAGGUCGUUUUAAACAUUGAUAAGAAUACGUCGGCUGAUGAGAACGGUGAAUGUGCUGCGGCUAGUGUGCAUCCACAACCUAUUGCUGACCCAAUAUGGAGGGGAUGUUUGAAGGUUUCAAACAUUGGAAAAGUCAUUGAACUAAUGGGACAUUUGUCUACUUUAGCAUGCCCUAAAGUUCAUGAAGAGGCUAGAUAUCUCCCUAAUAUGAUUUCUGCAAACUUCCUUCAAAAAUCAACCGUGUGGCCUGAAAGUUUCAAGAAUUCUGGUACGAAUAACUUCAGCAUUGGAAUUUAUUUCCUUUCUCCUCAUAAUCCAAGUGUUGAUGGAUCAUUUGACGAGCUGGUGGAAGAAAUGAUUAGUGAUAAACUUGCCAUAAAGGUUGGGGUUGUAAAUGCUGAUCUUUUAAUUUUUCCUUCUACAGAUCUCCCAAGUGAAUAUAGAACAUUUCAAUCAAGGUAUUAUUUAUGGGGAGUUUUUAGAAGAAAGCAAACUUCAAUCAAGAAUAAUUAUAUUGAUUACAAAAUAGAGAAGAGGAAAUUGUACUUUCCACGAUAG